Hyaloperonospora brassicae is the source of this 834-nucleotide messenger RNA. Lineage: Eukaryota; Oomycota; Peronosporomycetes; Peronosporales; Peronosporaceae. The record is from the annotation of a GenBank genome assembly.
AUGCACCGCCGUGUGUUGGCCAAGACGCUGCGUGAGGCGUCUCCGUUCUUCGUUAUUGCUGGUCCAUGUGCAUUAGAGUCCGAGCAGCUGGUCCUGGACAUCGCCCAUCGCUUGGCAGCAGUCCAGCAACGCCUGGACAUUCCGGUUGUCUUCAAGGGGAGUUUCGACAAGGCCAAUCGUCAGGACUUGACGAGUUAUCGAGGACCGGGACUGCAACGGGGACUGGAGAUGCUGCAACUCGUGAAGGACGGCACGGGACUGCCCGUGCUUACGGACGUCCACGAGACGCACCAAGUGGCGACAGUGGCCGAAGUCGCCGACAUCAUUCAGAUUCCAGCUUUUCUCUGUCGUCAGACUGAUUUGCUGGUGUCUGCUGCCAAGUCUGGACGACUCGUGAACCUCAAGAAGGGACAGAUGCUCUCAGCUGAGACCAUGCUGCUGGCUGCGAAGAAAGUGGCUGUCACACAAGGCGACGAUACUCUCAUUUUGACAGAACGUGGAAGUAUGUUUGGUUAUGGGGACUUGGUAGUAGACGUGAGAAAUCUGCCAAAGCUGCGACGAUCCAACGGUCUCGUUGUCCAAGAUGUUACGCACAGUAUUCAGCGACCAAGCAUCGCAAAUGCUCACGUCACUACGAGUGGAGGAGACCGCAAGUUCAUCCCGGCCAUUGCGAGAAUGGCUGCAGCAGUCGGUGUGGAUGGAUUCUUUUUUGAGACGCAUCUUGAUCCGGAAAAGGCGUUGUGUGACGCAGCGACAAUGCUGCCGAUUGACGAGCUGGAGCCGCUUCUGGAAGAGCUGAUGGCGAUCUCGAGGGCAUCCAGAGCUUUAUCAUAA